Messenger RNA from Neogale vison (American mink), 1037 nucleotides. It is a transcript of the gene FAM241B, whose product is annotated as family with sequence similarity 241 member B. The record is from RefSeq and is a predicted model, not a curated record. The transcript is spliced from 3 exons. The coding region runs from base 143 to 505 and encodes 120 amino acids. Lineage: Eukaryota; Metazoa; Chordata; Mammalia; Carnivora; Mustelidae. Gene Ontology annotation, cellular component: intracellular membrane-bounded organelle.
CGCGCUUCCUGUGAGGUCAGGUGGGAGGAAGCGGCCUGGGAGCCGCCGGGAGUGGACGCCGCUGAGGCCGGGAGCCGCGAACGCAGGUUUUUGAGGUCUGGGGACAGGCACAGCCCAGCAGGGACCCAUCGUUCCUGGGAGGAUGGUGCGGAUCUUGGCCAAUGGGGAGAUAGUGCAGGACGACGACCCCCGCGUGAGGAACACUCUCCCAGCACGCAGUAGCGCCCCUCGACAGAGCUUUCUCAAUAGGGGCCAUGGCGCCCCCCUGGGGGGUUCAGGCCCUCGCCAGCAGCAAGCCGGGGCUCGGCUGGGGGCCGCCCCGUCCCCCUUCAGUGACCUCAACCGGCAGCUGGUGAACAUGGGCUUCCCCCAGUGGCAUCUGGGCAACCAUGCCGUGGAGCCCGUGACCUCCAUCCUGCUCCUUUUCCUGCUGAUGAUGCUGGGCGUGCGCGGACUGCUGCUGGUGGGCCUCGUCUACCUGGUAUCCCACCUGAGUCAGCGGUGACCUCUGCGAGGGAGCGGGGCAGGCAUGCAGGAGAGGGAGUUGGGGAGGCCUUGCUGUGAGGACAGGCACACGGGGCAGGGCCUGGUGCUGGGAAGGUGUGUUCAUAGAAGGCCCUCUGCGGUGCGUUGAGCACGAGGAAGAAGAGGCCUCUAGUCCUGCGUUUCCAAAGUGUGGGGUGGUUGCCCACAUUCCCUUGAGAUGAUUUUAGGUAGUACUGGGCCUGCAUUAAGCACAGAGUCAGAGCAAGAAAGGGAUUCCCUUUCCAAUUCUUUUCCAGUCCUUUUAUGCCAAGAAGAAAGUCUCAGCUGGGUGUCAAUAUGUUCUCAUGUCUCUGAACUCAUGCCUGACGUCCCCUGUUACUAGGGAGAAGGCCUCGGGUGUAGGGCCAUUGGGAAAAGUUUCCAGACUUUUAUAGCUCUGUUUUGUUUUCACGGUAUAUUUUUAAUUGGCUACCUUUUUAUUUAUGACAAGUCGUACUGGCCUCUACUUACUGUGGUGACAUUUUCAAUAAAUAAAUUUAACUAAAAAUGAA